This is a messenger RNA of Melanaphis sacchari, 1449 nucleotides long. Its product is annotated as 1-acyl-sn-glycerol-3-phosphate acyltransferase beta-like. Gene Ontology annotation, biological process: phosphatidic acid biosynthetic process. NCBI's taxonomy places the organism in Eukaryota, Metazoa, Arthropoda, Insecta, Hemiptera, Aphididae. Gene Ontology annotation, cellular component: endoplasmic reticulum; membrane. The transcript is spliced from 6 exons. Gene Ontology annotation, molecular function: 1-acylglycerol-3-phosphate O-acyltransferase activity. The record is from RefSeq and is a predicted model, not a curated record. The coding region runs from base 352 to 1179 and encodes 275 amino acids.
UAAGUAAUAACGCGUCUCCGUCGUCAAAUUCGCAUAGGUUUUUCGUUCUUAAUUCGGCCACUUCUCUUCAUAAUUCUCAGUAAUCGUAUCAAGUAUUAAUAUAUUAUAUUUCGACGAAAUCUUUCAAACUCGUAAUGUUCGGAAUUCGUAUAAAUAUAAAUAAUUAUUAUACAUUUGUAAAUUAUAAGUAAAUACCUACCUAUAGUUUCUUUUUAUUAUUUCGUUACCGUCAAUCUUGUGAAUGAUGAAUAAUGUAAUAUUUAAUAAUAAAACCUUUGAAUCCGACUUCACACGAUCAUUGAUUAAUUAAUAUUAGCUCCUGAUUAUGUUACGACCUUAGACCUCAUAACAAUGCUACUGAUAAACGACUAUAAGUUUGAAAUAACCAGCACUGUCGCAAUCAUGUUUAUUAUUAUCAUGUACACUUCUAGUCAUGCUUUUCGUUACUUCGCCAAAUUUACCAUAUUUACAGUAUUGUCAUAUAUCUCUGCAACUGUAUUCAUACCAUUAAUGUUAUGGAAACCAAGAGACUACAGGAAUGGAUUAUUACCAGCAUGGGGUGGACGCCAAAUAUCAAAAGUAUUAGGAAUAAAAUGGGAAAUAAAGGGUAAAGAAAAUAUUGUACAAAAUUCAGGUUGUGUUGUUUUGAUCAAUCAUCAAAGUUGUUUGGAUUUAUUAGUGUUGUCUGAAAUAUAUCCAAUUAUGGAAAAAUGCACUGUAAUCUCCAAAAAAGAAAUAUUUUACUUUUGGCCUUUUGGUCUAGCAUCAUGGCUGUGGGGAACAAUAUUUAUUGACCGUCUAAAUGCAGAAAGUGCUCAGAAGACCCUUAAUAAGACUGGAGAAGCUAUUCGACAUAAACAAGCAAAGAUUUGCAUGUUUCCUGAAGGUACAAGACAUGGUGGACAAGAACUUUUGAAUUUUAAGAAAGGUGCAUUUCAUGUUGCAAUUUCAGCUCAAUGUCCUAUACAGCCAGUAGUCGUAUCUCAAUAUUUCUUUUUGGAUCAUGGAAAACGUAAAUUUGAUUCUGGUCAUACAGUCAUAACAAUAUUGCCUCCAAUACCCACUGAAGGAAUGACCAAAGAAGAUUUACCUGGUCUUAUUGAAAAAUCUAGAACUGCAAUGCAAGAAAUGUAUACAAAAUCUUCAGCAGAAGUUAAAACUAAAUAUUAUGUCAGCUAAAAUGAUAUUGUUGUUUUUGCUUCUGGUGUGAAUAACUUUAAAUAAUUUAGUGUUUAAACGUGAUUAAGUUCCACUGUGACUAUGUAUUAGCAUCAAGUUCAUAGUUAUUUGGUACUAAUAACGUGUGCUUUACAGUAUUUUUUAUUUUUUGACAAAAUAUUUUUGUUUAUUAAGACAUACAAUAUCUUAACCUGUAAACUUUAAAAUAAGGUCUUUUCAUUUUUUAAUAGCAUUUGUCACGCUUCAAAGUAAAAUUAUUCAAACUUAUAG